AUGGCGACAGCUUGGGGGCGGGGCCUCGACUACAGCUAAACCCAGCAGCUUUUUCUGCUCUAUCAUUAACACACGCUUCUGUAACGGCGUUUGGUCACAUCGACCUAUCAUCAUCACUAACGUUUCAGCCGGAAUUCAUCUGGAAAGGAUCCAUUUUGGCGGAGAACAGAGAGCAUGAAACCGACCUCCGCUGUUUGGAUUUGUCUUCUGCAAAGCUAAAUCCCUCCACCCACCUUUUUAUCAUGUCUCCAGUUUUCUCAUCUCCCAAAUACACGACCGGCUCCACUCUGCUCAGCCCUUUCCACCCAUAUGACCCCUAUGAUCCUUAUGGUCCCUGUAACCCUUAUGACCACAGCCAGACAUUUAUUUCUCAAGGUCAUCCUCAGCCCUCAAGAUACUCACCAUCCACAUCACGCUACUUUUUCCCAAGUUCCUGUCCAGCCCAGGUAACCCUCUCCCUCCCCAACGAGCGAGGGCGAGCUGUUCCCCGUGUCAACCCCCAUGAAUCCUUCCGCAGUGAGAGCUCAGGCCGCAUGCAGGCUAAAGGUCAAAUCCCACGGGCAAACGAGGUACGACGUCGGUCACCAUCGCAAGGCUGGCACCGCUCAGUGAACCACUUGGACCUGGCACAGGAGCUGGCAAUGGUGGAGCUGUGUGGGCAUGGCGAUUGCGGGAAAGGACCAUUUAGGGCGGUUUCUUUUGGGGAGAGCACCAGUCGGUCAUGUGGUAGCUACUCAGGGCCGUUCUACUGGAGCUCAGAGAACUCUAAGAAUGCUCAGGGACUCGUAGGCUUAAGGAACCUGGGGAACACGUGCUUCAUGAACUCCAUUCUGCAGUGUCUGAGUAACACACACGACCUGCGUGACUACUGUCUGCGCAACACACACCGGACCGACCUCAACAUCAACUGCAGGGCCAAGGCGGCUCUAAUGGAGGAGUUUGCCAAGCUCACUCAGACACUGUGGACAUCAGCGAGCAACGAAGCAAUCAGCCCGUCUGACUUCAAGACUCAGAUUCAGAAGUACGCUCCACGCUUCAUGGGCUACAAUCAGCAAGAUGCUCAGGAGUUCCUGCGCUUCCUCCUGGAUGGGCUGCAUAACGAAGUGAACCGAGGCUCACUGAGGCCCAGAGCCACCAUGGACGACUUUGACCACCUCUCGGAUGACGAGAAAGCCAAGAGAAUGUGGAACAAGUACCUGGAGAAAGAAGACAGCAAAGUAGUUGACCUGUUUGUUGGCCAGCUGAAGAGUUCAUUGACCUGCAGUGAGUGUGGCUUCUGCUCCACUGUAUUCGAUCCAUUCUGGGAUCUGUCUUUACCUAUUGCCAAGAGCUCUGGAGAGGUGAUGCUGAUUGACUGCCUUCGGCUUUUCACUAAGGAAGACGUACUGGAUGGGAAUGAGAAGCCGACGUGCCAAAGGUGUAAAGCCAGGAGGAAAUGCACAAAAAAAUUCACCAUUCAGAAGUUCCCCAAAAUCUUGGUGCUUCAUCUCAAGCGAUUCUCUGAGGCUCGCCUGAAAACCGCCAAACUCUCUACUUUCGUCAACUUUCCCAUCAAAGAGCUGGACCUGUGUGAGUUUGCGUCAGACAACAGCAUGCACGCCGUCUAUAACCUGUAUGCAGUGUCUAAUCACACAGGCACCACACUCGGUGGCCAUUACACAGCAUACUGCCGCAACCCUUCCACAGGAGAGUGGUACUCGUACAAUGACUCCAGGGUGAGCCCCAUGUCCUCCAGCCAAGUGCGGAGCAGUGAUGCUUAUGUGUUGUUCUACGAGCUUGCAAACUCCUCACGCUUGUAAUCCUGCCUCAUCUCCACCCUAUAAAGGAUUCUGGAGGCUAACCUGGCCUGGACUUCAGACAAAACCUCAGAAUCUGCCGUGCUUUCAGCCAUGGCCUGAGGUUGUUUUUAAGAUCUUGGAAGUUCUUGGAAGCCUGGUACAUGAGUUCAGAAAUAAACAAGCUCCAUAUAAGGGCUUCCUCAUCCUGUAUUCCACUGGAUUUAGAGUGCUGCUGCUAAACGGAUGGGGAUGAAACACUCCUUGUCAAAAGGAAGAAAGAAAAAGAAUCUGGAUCACUACCUCUCAAUGAGCAGGACCGUGUGUGUGUGUGUGUGUGUGUGUGUGUGAGUGAGAAGCUGAAUGUCAAAGAACUAUGCACUGUGUACCUGGAGCUCUUUGUUCCUCUACCGUCAGUCAUCGCAACUGCAUGAAGUUUAAUUUAUUUCGGUAUUUUAAUGUUUUUCAUUUUGAGACUCUGGAUCUAAAUAUGGGUCAAAGCAAUUAGUGGUUCAUGGAAGGAUCAUAUUCUAGUCUUCACUUUUUCCACAUAAAUAACUUGACAUGCUUGGUAUCUAUAGUCUUGCACUGGUCUAAGCCUAAAGGGGGAUUACAUUAUCAUCAGCAUCUGGCCUGUUCAUAAUUAUUGGCUUUUAUACUAUAUCUCAUACUGUGUAUUGGACAUAGUUUUGGGCGAAGAUUUAUGGAAAAGAUUGUUUGUGAGAUUGACAUCCUGUCAUCAAACAUUUGGGGUACAUGAAAUGUUUUAUAAUUGUAUUUGAGCUAUUUUUCUAUUUAACAGAUGAGAUUAGUCGCCCCCUGGUGGAUCUCAUCUUUUCAACGCAGGCUUUAUUUUAUUUAUUGACCACUGGAUUCACCUUCAUGGAAAACAACUUUUACAGCACAAGGAGCCACCUGGUGUAUCUGCGCAUUUUGUGUGUCUGUCUAUGUGUGUGUGAUACAGAUAGUGUGAUAUUUUAUUUAUGAAGUACAUAUGAAUGUGUAUGUGUGAGAGUCAUCAUUUGACUAAAACAGAAUGAGUCCUUCCUGUCCAUUGGGCUCCACCUGUCAACUACUUUUGGCUUUUUAAAAGCCAGAUAGAUGUACAUAGAUGAAUAAAUUGAUCAGUUUGACCACAACAA
This is a messenger RNA of Tachysurus vachellii, 2917 nucleotides long. RefSeq names its product ubiquitin specific peptidase 2b (gene usp2b). The transcript has 13 exons. Gene Ontology annotation, biological process: protein deubiquitination. The coding region runs from base 243 to 1799 and encodes 518 amino acids. The record is from RefSeq and is a predicted model, not a curated record. Gene Ontology annotation, cellular component: cytoplasm. Gene Ontology annotation, molecular function: cysteine-type deubiquitinase activity. NCBI's taxonomy places the organism in Eukaryota, Metazoa, Chordata, Actinopteri, Siluriformes, Bagridae.